AUGAGUUUUACAAAUAAAGUUGUGUUGGUUAUCGGUGGUAGCUCAGGUAUUGGAGCAGCCACAGCCAAACAAUUCUGCAAACAGGGAGCUGACGUUGCUAUCGUUGGUCGUAAUGAAAAGAAAUUACAAAAAGUCGAUGAAGAAUGCAAGAAACUCGGUAAAUCUCCGUUAAUUAUCAAUGCAGAUAUAUCGAAAGACAGUGGAGCAUUUGCUGCCGUUGAUGAAACCGUCAAGAAAUUUGGUAAAAUAGACAUACUCAUCAACAACGCUGGCAUAUUACGUUUUGGAUGCAUCCUUGACGGGAAUUUAAUGAAAUCUUACGAUGAGGUAAUAAAUGUUAAUUUACGAGGAAUCAUGAAUGUAACUUCGCUCGCUGCGCCUCACAUCAUCAAAACAAAAGGUAAUAUUAUAAUGAUUUCGAGUAUAUCUGGGAGUGAAACACCUAAAAUUCCCAUCAUUACCGCGUACGCAGUUUCAAAGGCUGGCCUAAACCAAUUCACGAAAGCGACUGCUGUUGAACUAGCUCCACAUGGAGUUAGAGUCAAUUCCCUUAGUCCGGGACCAGUCUAUACGGAUAUUCUGGAAAUUGCGAAUGUUCCAGCUGACAUUUUAUCUAACUUAACAAACAUAAAAACCGCCCUGAACAGAAUAUCAAAUCCUGAUGAAAUUGCUGAAAUGAUCUUAUAUAUUUCGAGCGAUAAAUGUGUAGGUGUUACGGGAUCUAAUUUCGUAUGUGACAAUGGUACUACUUUGAUGUGAAAGUGUACCUAGGAUUGGGGUGUGAUUUGAUUUUGUAUAAUUAUUAUGAG
This is a messenger RNA of Zerene cesonia (dogface butterfly), 809 nucleotides long. RefSeq names its product oxidoreductase UcpA-like. Gene Ontology annotation, molecular function: oxidoreductase activity. The record is from RefSeq and is a predicted model, not a curated record. Bases 1 to 759 code for a protein of 252 amino acids. The transcript has a single exon. NCBI's taxonomy places the organism in Eukaryota, Metazoa, Arthropoda, Insecta, Lepidoptera, Pieridae.